This is a messenger RNA of Panonychus citri (citrus red mite), 6740 nucleotides long. RefSeq names its product adenomatous polyposis coli protein-like. Lineage: Eukaryota; Metazoa; Arthropoda; Arachnida; Trombidiformes; Tetranychidae. The record is from RefSeq and is a predicted model, not a curated record. Gene Ontology annotation, biological process: pattern specification process; regulation of cell differentiation; negative regulation of canonical Wnt signaling pathway. The coding region runs from base 1484 to 6457 and encodes 1657 amino acids. The transcript is spliced from 6 exons. Gene Ontology annotation, cellular component: beta-catenin destruction complex; cytoplasmic microtubule; catenin complex. Gene Ontology annotation, molecular function: beta-catenin binding; gamma-catenin binding; microtubule binding.
UCCAUUAAGUAGCCAAAUCUUUAUUUAAUUUUGUUUUCGUUUAAAGUUUUCCUUGAUUCUAUGUUAAUAUGGCUGGUGAUAAGAGAUUGGAUGUUCCCAAAAAAGAUGAGAAUCCAUGUUCACCUGAGGAAACGAAAAUGUUUGACAAGAAAAGAUUCAAGAUCGGAGAUAAGAUCAACUUUGGAAACUUCUCAAAAGUUUAUUAGGCCAAAUAUCUUGUUAAAGAUAUCGCUGUUGAAGUGAUCGAUUUAACUAAAACCUCUUUCGAGUAUCGUCAGAAAUUUUCGAGAACUUGACACUCUCCAGACACUUCGACAUCCAAAUAUUGUCACAAUUCAAAAAUUAUGACAAUAAGCAACAAAAUUUUUAUAAUGAACGAGCAAUUAGUCCCGAACUAUCAUCAGAUUCAGGACCCGAAUCAACGAUUCCAUUAACUAAUGAUAAUGGUUUUCUCCCGAUAAUUGGUAGAUUUAAGAGACGAGUCUUUAAUUCAUCAGGGAUUAUCUCACCUAAUCAAGAGACUUCAUUCAUGAGUAAAUUUUUAAUCUCUGUCAUCUGGGAAUUAUCAGCAUAUUAACGAAAAAGAAUUAAAAAUCAACUGGAUUAAAAUUGAUUAUUCCACGAGACGCAUGACCAAUAUUCGGUUUAUGGUAAAACCGCUUCGCCGAUCAAUAAAUUUGAUUCGGUUAACCGAUUUCAGAUCAAUUUCUCUCUGAUUGUAAAACCUUAUUUUCGCCUUGUGAUUGUCAACAAUUAAUCUUUUUACACAUUUAACUGUCAAUUGUAUUUUCGAUUGAAAAACUAGACAACAAUUAAGGAGAAAUCGUAAGUAAACCAACUAGAGAAGAGAAAACCAAAAUAAUCUCAUUUUGAUCUCAGAGAAAAAAAGACAGAGAAAAGACAGAGAAAUAUUUUCUUCUUUUCUCCAAUGAGUCACCAAACUCUUUUGUCUAUUUGAGGUUAAAUCUUAUGUCAUGUUGAUCAAUUAUUUUGAUAAUCGAAUCAAUCGAAUAAUGAACAUUGAACAAUUCAAUUCCAAGUCAAUCACUUUGUGAGUCUUGUCUAUUUUUGGUUUUCCUUUUCCUGCCGAUUGAUUUUCUGGUUGCUUGAUGAUUUCCUUCCUGGGCCUUGCCUUUGUUUAUCUCGUCUAAGCAAUUGAAUCAAUAUCUCUCAUUCCUAAAUCACAAGAAUCAAUGUUUCCAUGAUGUUUAGACUUAAUUGUUAACUCAGAUGAUCAGUCGACAAUCUUAGUGAAUUAUUUUUCUAUGUCAAUAUUUGAAAAGAAUCAAAUUCAUUCAUGUGUAAGGAGAUUAGUCUAAGAUUUGCUGAAUCUUAUCAAGCGCAAGUCUAUGGGAUAAAUUUUUUAAAUCCUCUAGUCAUGUUUUGUUUUGUAUUGAAUACAGUCAAUUAUGAAGUGAAGGUGAAAGUUUGACCUUUGGUUUUUAUCGUCUUCAAUAAUCGAAGUGUAAAUAAGUUUAUUACCAUGAUGAACAGUCUUAAUCAAUCGACUCUUUCCUUUGGAUCUAAUCUUUCCUCUUCUAAGGGAGGUGGAGGUGGUGGAGAUGAUGAAUUGGAUACUUGUUCGAUAAUUAGUUUUGGUUCACAUCGAUCAUCAAACAAUAAGUUCAAUUCAAAUGUUUACAAGAAUCAACAGCAACUGGAAAUCAAAGCAGAAACUGUUUAUUCACUUCUCUCCAUGUUAACAUGUAAUAACGUUAAGGAAGAGAUGUGUAACAAAUUUUACUCCAUGUCGCUGGAUAAACGGAUCUCUUUGGAAAUGAGAAGCCACGGAUGUAUACCCUUGUUAAUCCAAUUGAUUCAUCCAAUUGGAGAGGAUACAAAGCAUCAUGAAGAUAAUUGGGAUGAUGUCAAUUUAAAUUCAGAAAAGGAUGAUGACGAUAAUGAUUAUGGUAGAUUUGGUGACAACUCAAAUGAUGGGGAAAAUAGUGAAUUUGGAUGUGCAUCGAGUUUGGAUUUAGAGGAAGAUAAUCUUAAGGAACUUGAUAUACGUAAUAAAGCUUGUAUUGCUUUGAGAAAUAUAAUCAGAUACAGUGAAGACACGAAAGCCGGUAAAAAGGAGAUGAGAGUUCUUCAACUUUUAGAGGAAAUUCGAGGAUUUUGUGAUAAAUUUAAACGAGGAAAUGGUGACCUGAGUGUAUCAAUGGCUCAUCCAGGAGAAGCGACAUCACAAUUGAUGAAAAUUUCCUUCGAUGAGGAACAUCGAAUUGCUAUUUGUCUUCUUGGUGGACUUCAUGCGAUCGCUGAGUUAAUCUUUUUCGAUAACAAAUAUCAUGGAAACACAACUUCACCUCAAUGUAUUACGGUUCGUCGAUAUGCUUUCAUGGCCUUAACUAAUCUUACAUUUGGUGAUGGAACCAAUAAGUCAAUUUUGUGUUCGAAUAAACUAGUCAUUCGAAGUGUCAUUGAACAAUUAUAUUCGCCGUCAGAAGAGCUGAGGCAAGUCACCGCUUCCGUUUUAAGGAAUCUUUCUUGGAAAGCCGAUGAUCAAGGGAAAGACACCUUACGAGAUAUGGGAGCAGUGCGAUUACUGAUGCGAGCCGCACUAGAGGCAAGAAAAGAAUCAACUCUCAAGUCCAUAUUAACGGCAUUAUGGAAUCUGUCAGCUCAUUCGACAACAAAUAAAGCGGAAAUUUGUGCUGUUGAAGGAGCGCUCAAGUUUCUAGUCUCAACUUUAAACUACCAAUCACCAAACAAUACCAUGAUUAUCAUUGAAAAUGGCGGAGGAAUACUGAGAAAUGUGUCCAGUUAUAUUGCUCGACAUGAACACCUUCGGGCUAUUUUACGUGAACAUGAUACUCUUUCCAUACUUCUUGAACAAUUAGAAUCACCUUCAUUAACAAUUGUCUCCAAUGCCUGUGCUACUCUCUGGAAUUUAUCUGCUCGAUGUAUUCAAGAUCAAAUGAAACUGAUUGAAUUAGGUGCAAUUCCAAUGUUACGUAAUCUAAUCAAUUCGAAGCAUAAAAUGAUAUCAAUGGGAUCAGCAGCAGCUCUUAAGAAUCUUUCAUCAGUUAAAAAUUAUCAUGAAAUGAUUGAUUCAAAUUGUUUCUCAUCCUCAUCACGAAAUUCAUCUUGCAAUUCACCAAGUACCACAAACACCACAAGCGCUUCAACAACUCCCACCCUUUUGGCUCGUAAAUAUAAUGGUUUUCGUCCUGAAUUAGAUGAUAGUUUGUCUGAAACAUGUGAUAAUCUGGAAUCUCCUAAAUCAAGUCCCGCUCAUGUCCGACGAUUUCAUCCACCACCACCGAUCACUCGUUAUGAUUUACCCGACAGAAUGUACACUUCAUUUACUGUACCCACUCUCUCCAAUCCUUAUCCUUACAUGUCCAAAUCAUCAAGUAAGGACAGUCUUGGAAGUACUCACUCAGAGCCAGUAUACUAUCCAUUUAACAAUCGAUCAUUAAAUCAACAAUCAACACUCACUACCAACAACAGUCAACCACAUUUGGAACCCGCUCUUCCACGUUCAUCAUUUCACGGUUUUAAUCCUCCGCCUCCACCUCCAUCACCUUCCACUUCAACUAUAAAUUUCGCAAAUGAUUUAAGUCAUCUUUUCCACGCUUAUCCAAUCAAGGUUUCUGACGUGAAAGAGAAUGAUAAUAUCUCUACGGUCACCGUACCAACUACUCUGAUAAAUCAGAAUUCUGAUCUUUUCGAUAAGAAAAUCUUGGAAAGUGCUCGACGAAAUGUAGAAAACCUUUUAUCUUCUCCAAAUGGACAAUACUUAUCUUCAUGUAUCAAUUCCCAUCAAUUUGGAGUCAAAUUUACUAAUAACGAAAAUACAAUCAUUGGGAUUAAACCCAAUGAACGAUUAUUACCUCGUCGUAAAUCAAGUACCGAUGGAACUGAGAUUGAGAGUCAACUGUUUCGAUCUGCUCAUCCUGAUGAACCUUUGAACUAUCGUCAAAACGACUCGACUCAUAUGUUGUCCAAUUUAUCUGAAGAUAAUUUAACUAAAUUUACCCAUCGAUUGAACUACAAUUGUUGCAAACACGAAACGCAAAACGAAAACGAUUUAUCAUCAUCUCAGUGCAAUUUAAUUGACUUUUCACCAUCAAAUGUAACCAAAAAGGUUAAAAGUGAGGACACAAUUGUCGAAGAGAAUGAAGAAAAUUUAGUAAAAGAGGAAAAUCAAAUGAUCAAUAGCAAUGAGAAAAGUCUUUUGGAUGAUGAAUUGUUAUCUACUUCAACACUUAAUCGUUCCAUUAGUUCAACAACCAACAAUCAAUCAAUCAACUUUGGUGAAAACUGUGUAACAUCAAUGGAAGCAACUCCAAUAAUGUUUUCACGAACAAGUUCACUUGGUUCCAUCUCGGGAUUAGAAAUUAAAUCAAUAGGAACUUCAAUUUCUUCAGUUCCUUCUGAAUUCAGUAAAUUUACCAGCGACCCUAUUUCACCCACUGAUUUACCCGAUUCACCAACACAAACAGAACCCACGACAAUAAUUAGUGGAGAAAUUGAAACUCAUUACAAUGUAAAACCAUCUCAACAUUCAUCAUCCAAUCCUUUAUCUAGUGAAAACAUUCACUACUUUGGUCAGACUCGAAUGAUUUUUGAGAAGCAACAUUUAAAAUCUCUUGAGAUAAAUCAAAAUAAAUCAUCUGGACUAGAUGAAAACCCAUCAAUUCAAAUCAAUGAAACCAUUACGACUAAACUUGAAAAGGUAACUCAAAUUAUUGAUCAAGUCCAAGAAUCUUGUAUUAAUAACCUUGGAGUUUACGAUUCCAAAGGAAUCAAGUCUAAUGAUAACAAUGGCGAGAUGCUCAAUGGACCUCCUCUUACAUCAACUCAACCAGAAUCAUCAGUUUCAUUAUAUUCACUGGAAUCCCAUGACAUUAGCAAUAUAAAACCACCUUCAUGUAUUGAUGAAGCUUCAUUGAGUUUAGAAUCAUCUAAUUUUCCAUCAUUAGAAUUCACAAAUACCAUGGAACCCACUAAACCAGAACCACCCAAAAUUAUUUCGACUAUUUUAUCAACUGAACCUCGAGGUAAAAGUGCUUUCAAUGGUAUUGACACUUUCCUCGAAAGUACUAACCCACCAUCGGACAUGGAAGCAAUUUCUGGUCUCUCAAGUAGCUGUGGGUCACUUAAUUCACUUGAUUCCGAAUUAAAUGAUUUCAAUUUCCCAAUAGUUAAAGAAUUUGAUCUUGAGGCAACCAAAUUAAUCAAGAAACAAACGGAGGAUAUUAUUCAACUCACAGAAUCUCAUAAUAUGGAUGAAGAUCAAUGUUCAACCCCUACAACAACAACAUCAACAACACCAUCGAUUAAUAGUAUCUUACCAAAGCCGAUAUUUCAACGUAAUGAUACAUUUAAUUGUGAUGGACAAAAUGAAUCUGAAGAUGAUUCCAGAGCAACUUAUAUAUGUUCACCACGACGGGCACGAAUUGUCAAACCAGUUCUACGAACUCAAUCAACUAAUCAUCCAAACAACAACAAUAAUGAUAACAAAAUAAUUCGUCGUUUUAAUAGUACAUCAUCUUCCAAUAGUAGUAAAAUUGCAUCAAAUGAAUCGAAUAAAAAUAAAUCAUUGGUCAUCAAAGGAACUAAAACUACUGCUCUUCGAGGUAAUCGAUCAAAAUCAACCUCAGAAGGUCCCAGUGAACAGAAGUCAAUAGGAACUUCAAGUUCAGUUCCAACAACUCCAGUAAAGAAAUUAAAUUCUACUAAUAAUAAUGACACUAAAUUCUCAUCAAAAACUUACGUUGUUCGUAAGAGAACCGGUAGUUCAACGAUAACCAAUAAUAACACCUCAGAAUCUGAUACCAACAAUAAUAACACUUAUGGUUAUAAAAAUCGUUCUCUCUCAUCAAAUAAGAUGUGCAAUUCAACUUCCAUUCACAAUAUUACCGAUAAAAUGUCCGGUAACCUUCAAACAAGUUCCUCUGUUUCAACUGGUCAAUCAAUUUCAUCGUCGACAUCAUCAUCAGCCCUUCAUCUGAAUAAACGAUGUCCAGUUCAAAGUAAAAUUGCAUCACUUUGGAAAAGAUCACAUGCAGAAAAAGAAAAUGUCACUAAUCAAAGUUACAUUCCAGCUAAAAAUGACAACAAUUGCAAUAAAAAUGUAAACAACAAUACAAUGUCCAGGCCGAAUAAAUUUGGUUCGAGUUUCUCUCAGAUAAAAACCUCACCAUCGAUUCAUCCCUCUCCAAGUACACCGUUAGCAUCCUCAUCAUCAACCAGCACAACAACAAGUUUAACUCGCAGUUCAACCUAUGAAAAGUUACCUUCAUCUCCUAACGAAGCGAUAAAAAUGCAAUCAACCACCAAUCGAAAGGAAAACAAAGAAACAAGUACCGUUAGUCGAGUUCCUUUAACCAAAAAUCGUAUUCGACCAACACAAGAUCAAAUAACAACAACAUCUCUUACAAACAAUAAACAAUCAAAAGUGAUAACCUUACGAUCAGAGACUAAAAGAAAAGGAUCAUUGAUUUAAUAAUAAAUCAACCGACCACCAUCAGAAAAACAUAAUUAUACAAUUAAAUUGAUCUCAUUUAAAUGCAAGUCAAAACUUACAGAUGAUUAAUUUAACUUAAACAUGCAUUAUAAUCAAUAAUUAACCCACCAAAAUUUACCCAAACAAUUGAAUUGAUCUCAAACCCAUAAGCCAAAAAAAAUGUGAAUCAGUAAAUUUUGAAAUACUCAUGAAACCAAAAUAAACAAUAAAAAAAGAAACACUUUUAAUUGGAAACAAUUGAAAAGUUAAUUGUUUCAUAAUA